UUUCCCUCUGCAGUUUAUUGCUCAUUCUGUGAAUGAUGGUCAGACUCUGUGUUCUAUUUUCUGUUCGUGCAAAUGCCUCAUUAUACUUUUUGAUACAACUUAUAAAUAUUCUUGUCGUCUUGUAUGAAUUGGGAAGAAAGUUCCUCAACAAUCCUCAAACUAUUUUGGGGGACUCAAAUCUCAAAAUCCUAUUGACUGUUGGACUUGUCAACUCGUCUUCUUGUUCUUUUCAAAAUGUCAAAAAAAAAGGGUCUGAGCUUUGAGGAGAAGAGAUCAAGAAUGGUAGACUUAUUUUUUGAAAAGGAUGAGAGGGAGGAAGUGAUGGAGGAGCUGACCAAGCGCAGGGCGGAGCGAGAGGUGCUCACACGAGAGCUGGAGAAGUACCGCGAGAGUGACCCUGAGGUGCUGCACAAGGUCAGAGGUCAGACAUCGGAGGCGAGGGAGGCAGCCAAUCGCUGGACAGGUCAGUCUUGUCUUUCCUUGCCACACAGACAGGUCAGCCUAGUCUUUCCUUGCCACACAGUCUAGGACAGGUCAGCCUAGUCUUUCCUUACCACACAGUCAGGUCAGCCUUGUCUUUCCUUGCCACACAGUCUAGGACAGGUCAGCCUUGUCUUUCCUUGCCAGACAGACAGGUCAGCCUUGUCUUUCCUUGCCACACAGACAGGUCAGCCUUGUCUUUCCUUGCCACACAGUCUAGGACAGGUCAGCCUUGUCUUUCCUUGCCACACAGUCAGGUCAGCCUAGUCUUUCCUUGCCACACAGUCUAGGACAGGUCAGCCUAGU
Aplysia californica (California sea hare) is the source of this 786-nucleotide messenger RNA. RefSeq names its product meiotic nuclear division protein 1 homolog. The transcript has 3 exons. The record is from RefSeq and is a predicted model, not a curated record. NCBI's taxonomy places the organism in Eukaryota, Metazoa, Mollusca, Gastropoda, Aplysiida, Aplysiidae. The coding region runs from base 235 to 528 and encodes 97 amino acids.